Vicia faba (fava bean) is the source of this 2112-nucleotide messenger RNA. NCBI's taxonomy places the organism in Eukaryota, Viridiplantae, Streptophyta, Magnoliopsida, Fabales, Fabaceae. The record is from the annotation of a GenBank genome assembly.
AUGUUCCCUUUCAUCUUCCUCCAUCUUCUUCUCUUCUUCACCACUUUCACACCUCAAGUAACCUCUCUAAACCCUGAAGGCUAUGUCCUCUUAACACUCAAACAAUCCAUCACAGACCCACAAGGCUCCAUGAACAACUGGAACUCUUCUGACCAAAACCCAUGUUCAUGGAACGGAAUCACAUGCAAAGACCAAACCGUUGUUUCCAUCAGUAUCCCGAAAAGGAAACUUCACGGUUCUCUCCCUCCUUCUCUAGGAUCUCUCUCAAAUCUUCGCCAUCUCAACUUCAGAAACAAUCAACUCUUUGGUACUUUACCUCAAGACCUUUUUCAAGCCACAGGUCUUCAAAGUUUAGUGCUUUAUGGAAAUUCCUUAUCUGGGCCUGUCCCAAAUGAGAUUCAGAAUCUUAAGUACCUUCAAACUCUUGAUUUGUCUCAAAAUAUCUUUUAUGGGUCAUUACCUGAUUCAGUUCUUGAAUGUAAGAGACUUAAAGCUCUUGUUUUGAGUAGAAACAAUUUUACUGGCAUUUUGCCUGAUGGAUUUGGUGCUGGUUUGUCUUCUCUUGAGAAGCUCGAUCUUUCUUUCAAUGAUUUUCAUGGUUUGAUUCCUGGUGACAUUGGAAAAUUGUCAAGUUUGCAAGGGAAUCUUGAUUUGUCUCAUAAUCAUUUUAGUGGUUCAAUUCCAGCUAGUCUUGGAAAUUUGCCUGAGAAGGUUUAUAUUGAUCUUACAUACAAUAAUUUGAGUGGCUCAAUACCACAAAAUGGUGCUUUGAUGAAUAGAGGACCUACUGCUUUUAUUGGAAACCCUGGCUUAUGUGGCCCACCUUUGAGGAAUCCAUGUGGCUCCGAUGUUCCUGUUCCUGCUCCAGCUACUAGUUCACCUUCCUCAAAUCCAAACUUUCCUGGUUCUGUGAAAAACAAAGGGCUGAGUAAAGGUGCUGUGGUUGGGAUUGUUGUUGGUGAUUUGAUAGGAAUUUGUCUUUUAGGUUUGUUGUUUUCGUUCUUUUACUCGAGGGUUUGCGGUUUUAAUCAGGAUCAGGAUGAUGAGAAUGAUGUUAACAACAAGGGAAUGAAAAGAGGGAAAGAGUGUUUUUGUUUCAGAAAAGAUGGAUCUGAGGUACUAUCUGAUAAUGUUGAGCAAUAUGAUCUUGUUCCGUUAGAUUCACAAGUUGCUUUUGAUUUGGAUGAGCUUCUUAAGGCUUCGGCUUUCGUUCUUGGUAAGAGUGGAAUAGGGAUUAUGUACAAAGUUGUGCUUGAAGAAGGGCUUGCUUUGGCUGUGAGAAGAUUGGGGGAAGGUGGUUCUCAAAGGUUUAAAGAGUUUCAAACGGAAGUUGAAGCUAUAGGGAAGUUGAGACAUCCAAAUGUUGCUACUCUUCGAGCCUAUUACUGGUCUGUUGAUGAGAAGCUUCUCAUAUAUGAUUAUGUACCAAAUGGAAGCCUUGCUACCGCAAUUCAUGGGAAGGUUGGACUUGCCACAUUUGUGCCGCUAACUUGGUCGGAUCGGUUGAAAAUCAUGAAAGGAACAGCAAGAGGUGUGGUCUACCUGCAUGAAUUCAGCCCCAAAAAGUAUGUCCAUGGAGAUCUAAAGCCAAGUAACAUACUUCUCGGACAUGACAUGACACCCUACAUUUCUGAUUUCGGACUAGGUCGCCUCGCAAACAUCGCAGGCACUUCCCCGACCCUUCAAUCAAACCGAGUGGCUGCAGAAAAACUGCAAGAUAGACAGAAGAGUCUGUCCCAUGAAACCGCAACAAGUAUUUUAGGAAAUGGCUAUCAAGCUCCAGAAGCAUUAAAAGUAGUGAAACCGUCGCAGAAAUGGGAUGUUUAUUCAUACGGCGUGAUCUUGUUGGAAAUGAUCACAGGAAGAUUACCUAUUGUUCAAGUAGGUAACACAGAAAUGAACCUCGUUCAAUGGAUUCAGUUCUGCAUCGAAGAGAAGAAGCCACUCUCGGAUGUGUUAGAUCCAUAUUUGGCCGAAGACUCGGACAAAGAGGAAGAGAUAAUUGAAGUUUUGAAGAUUGCUAUGGCUUGUGUUAAUAGCAGCACUGAAAAAAGACCUACAAUGAGGCAUGUACUCGAUGCUUUGGAUAGAUUGUCUGUUUCAUCCGAUUGA